Molecule: messenger RNA, 1900 nt
Organism: Punica granatum (pomegranate)
Lineage: Eukaryota; Viridiplantae; Streptophyta; Magnoliopsida; Myrtales; Lythraceae
Source: RefSeq, a predicted model, not a curated record
CCUCUGCUUCUUCAACCCCCAAUCAUCCCCUUUUCCUUCCAAUUUCUUUGCCAUUUUCCUCUUGGAAUUUGGCACGAAAUCUCACCAUUUUUACAUCAGAUUGUCCAAGGAAAGGUUCUGCAUUGAAGAACCCAUCAUUUUUUUCGUUCGUCGUUCUUCCUCUGUCUUCUCCUUCAGAGUUCGAUUUAAUCCGCAUGUUGAAUUAAAAAGAACCGCGAGAGCAAUUUUAAUACCCGGAAUGCUGGUUUCCUCGUGACUCUUCUUACAUUUCUUGUAAAUAAUUGUACAUAAGCAAAUUGAUCAGGCAGAUGAGUUUCUAGCAAAGUGAUUUCAGUAUAAAUUAAUUUUACCUUUUUUGAUUUCAAAGUUGGGGGAAACAAAUCUUCUGGGUGGGGGAAUUUAUUGAUUUUUAUUUUAUUUAGAAAUGAGUUGCUUUUCUUGUUUUUCGUCCCACGAGAAGAAAGCGCGGCGGCGGAGCAGCAGCACAAGAAAAGAGCAGCUGCCAUCGGCUCCUCCGCCGCACCGCCAGCCUGCAACGCAACCUCCGGCACGGCCUGAAAUUUACUAUAAAGCAAGGACAGCAAGUGAAGCAACUCCAACAACAUAUAAUAACAACAACAAUAACAAUUGCAGCAGAGAAAACAAUGGCCCAAAAGAGAAUGGCAACAACAACAUUGCUUCCCAAACCUUCACAUUCAGGGAGCUCGCAACGGCUACGAAGAACUUCAGGCAAGAAUGCCUCAUCGGAGAAGGUGGGUUUGGUAGGGUUUACAAAGGACGGCUCGAAAAGCAGGGGCAGGAUGCAGCAAUAAAGCAACUCGACCGGAACGGUUUGCAAGGAAACAGAGAGUUUCUUGUUGAAGUACUGAUGUUGAGCCUGUUACACCACGAAAAUCUUGUGAACUUAAUCGGAUAUUGCGCUGAUGGAGAUCAGAGACUUCUGGUGUAUGAGUACAUGCCCCUCGGAUCCUUGGAAGACCACCUUCUCGAUCUUGCGCCGCAUCAGAAGCCGUUGGACUGGUUUACGAGGAUGAAGAUAGCCCUGGGAGCUGCCAAGGGCCUCGAGUAUCUCCACGACAAGGCUAACCCGCCAGUCAUUUACAGAGACCUCAAGUCGUCCAACAUCUUGCUGGAUUCGAACUUCAACGCGAAGUUAUCAGACUUUGGGCUCGCCAAGCUCGGGCCGAUAGGGGACAAGACCCAUGUUUCCUCUAGGGUCAUGGGGACCUACGGGUACUGCGCUCCGGAGUACCAGCGGACCGGGCAGCUUACUGUCAAGUCCGACGUGUACAGCUUCGGGGUUGUUGUGCUGGAGUUGAUCACUGGGAGGAGAGCAAUUGACACCACAAGGCCUACAGAAGAGCAAAACCUUGUCACAUGGGCUCUACCAAUAGUCAAGGAUCCACAUAGAUAUACAGAGCUUGCAGAUCCACUCCUCAACAACGAUUACCCGAGGAGAGGCUUAAAUCAAGCCGUUGCAGUGGCCGCAAUGUGCCUGAAUGAGGAGCCCUCGGCCCGGCCAUUAAUGAGUGAUGUCGUGACCGCUCUCAGCUUCCUCUGGCUGGGACCUGGGACAGCCAACCCGACUGUUUCUGCAGACCCUCCACUGUCUAGUCAGAAUGCAGGAACGGAUAGCCAUGAUCGCAACGAGAGCGGUGAUGACCGUGAGAGGGAGGUGGCAGAGGCCAUGGAGUGGGGCGCAAACUCAAGAUACAAUAACUUGUGAUAAUAGGAGCUAAGUUCCUCAUCAUACGAAGGCUGUUAAGAGAAACAUAUACCAUGAUGUUAGCACUCAGACGUUUCAUAUUCUUUUCUGCAUAUCUGAAACUCGACGGGAUCGGGAAGAUUUAUGCUGUGAGAUUGAUUCCUUUACUUACAUUAUUCGUAUUGUUACUCAUAA